Molecule: messenger RNA, 928 nt
Organism: Andrographis paniculata
Lineage: Eukaryota; Viridiplantae; Streptophyta; Magnoliopsida; Lamiales; Acanthaceae
Exons: 3
Coding region: 130-699 (189 amino acids)
Source: RefSeq, a predicted model, not a curated record
AUUUUCUGAUGCCCCAUUUUUUCCGCCUUUGUUCCUUUUCAUUCUUUCACUAUAAAAUUGCAGAGCUGCAAAGCGGCGGCCGCCCUCUGCCACCGUAUUUUUUCGUUCAAGGAGAGUUGGGAACUGGAGAUGGAAGGGAAAGGUUCGACGCUUGUUCAUCUUCUUGUUAUAGUACUCAGUUUAACUGCAUUUGGAUUUGCAAUAGCUGCUGAACGACGUCGUAGCAAGGGCAUUUUACGUAGAGAUGAAGUUACAGGUCGAACAUAUUGUGUUUACCAUUCUGAUGUAGCUACUGGAUAUGGAGUAGGUGCAUUCAUGUUUCUCCUUGCAAGUGAAAUGCUGGUCAUGGCAGUAACAAAGUGUAUGUGUUUCGGUAGCCCUUUAACACCUGGAAGCAACCGGGCACUAACCAUAAUUUAUUUCACAUCUUCAUGGGCCACAUUCAUCACAGCGGAAGCAUGCCUGGUUGCUGGCGCGAAGAAGAAUGCUUACCACACCAUCUACCGGGACAUGAUUUUCGCAGAUGAAUUUUCCUGUGAUACAUUGCGUAAAGGCAUAUUCAUCGCAGGUGCAGUUUUCGUGGCGGCGACGAUGAUUCUCAAUGUCUACUACUACAUGUACUUCACGAAAGCAACCACUCAGCCUGCUAAAAGAUUUAACUUUCCUACCGCAACCAUCGGCAUGGUUGGCAAUGUAUAGAUUCAGGUUCGCCAUUGUUGCUCACUCUGCUGCAGCAAUAUGCUCUUUUUUCUGGUAAAAUCCGUUUCUUAUGAACUGAAUGAUUCUUUGGAUUUUGUUUGGCUGCUGAGUUGCAGCAAAUUUAGUCGAAACAUAGAGAGCCAUGUUUUGGGAGCGAAUACUAAAUUAUGAUCUGCUCUAAAUUAUCACUGUCAAAUCUUCAAUUAUAUAUAUUUUUUUAUCAUCCCAA